AUGAAGAAGCGGAUGGACUUUAUGAUGAACACCCUUAGAGGACGAAUGUCUAGCGACCUCGAUGACUUGGUCCUCCGAAUUGAUUUGCCAUUCACAGUGCCCGUCACUUCAUUCCCCCUUCCAUCAAAGUUUCGUAUGCCGCAAGUGGAAAAUUACGACGGAUCCAAGGACUCCUUAGAUCAUUUGGAGUCUUUCAAGACCUUGAUGCACUUGCAAAGGGUGCCAGAUGAGAUCAUGUGCAGAACCUUCCCCAUCACGCUGAAGGGACUCACAAGGAUCUGGUUCAGCAGGCUGACGCCGAACUAUAUUGGUACCUUCAAGGAGUUAAGCGCCCAAUUCGCCUUACACUUCAUCGGGGGACACAGGUACAAGAAGUCCACUGCAUGCCUGAUGAACAUUAAGCAGCGGGAGGACGAGAUGUUGAGGUCUUACAUAACCCACUUUAACAAGGAGGUCCUUUCGAUCGACGAAGCGGAUGACAAGAUUCUCGUGGCAGCAUUCACCAAUGGACUACGGAAAGGUAAGUUCCUAUUUUCUCUAUAUAAAAACAACCCAAAGACUAUGUCAAAUGUGUUUUACAGGGCAACCAAGUACAUAAACGCAGAUGCACUACUAGCCCGAGAAGAGAAGCCCAAGAAAAGGGAAAGACAAGAAGACAUGUGGCCAGACAAGGGGAGAAAGAUGGCUAGGAUCGGAGAGCGGCGGGAGGACAAACGCUCCAAGCCCCUUGUAGGGAAGUUCAUAAGCUUCACCCUACUAUCUGCCCCAAACAACCAGGUUUUGAUGCAAAUCAAGGACGAAGGAGUCUUGACCUUUCCCAGCAAGUUGAAGGGGGAUCCUAAUAAGAGGUCUAGAGACAAGUACUGCUGCUUCUAUCGGGAUCACGACCACAACACAACUUGCUGCUACGACUUGAAGUAG
Molecule: messenger RNA, 921 nt
Organism: Quercus lobata
Lineage: Eukaryota; Viridiplantae; Streptophyta; Magnoliopsida; Fagales; Fagaceae
Exons: 1
Coding region: 1-921 (306 amino acids)
Source: RefSeq, a predicted model, not a curated record